GCUCAAACAUCUACAGGCACAAGGCGAGGGCUAGAACCACAUCGCUUGACUCUUAAGUGUGUUUCCAACUGCUCCCACAUCCCGUUUUCAUUAGAGAAACCCAGACCAACAAGGAAAGGGAAAUAGGCCGCGGUAGGGUCAUUACUAUUGCUCCUUAAGUUUCCUCGCCGGUCCCCCUACCCAGACAAGGUAAAUGGAAAUCUGCAGCAGGACUCAGCUUGGUGCACACAACUCCGCCCUCGCCACACCCACUCUGCAGCGUCUGGCCCGGCCCUACCCAUCUGGGCGCCCGUUCUGCUUCCUCUAGGUUCGCCUGCGCGCCGUCAUGUUACGGCGGAACUAAUCCAGCGACGCCUGCGCUUUGACGAAUUUGGUGCCGCGGAAGGGAAAAAGGGGGACUGCAGCAUGCGUCACACCCGGAAGCUGCGAGCCGGAAGUGGGGUUGGCCAGGAGAAUCGGAGCCUUACCAUCAAACUUCGGAAACGGAAGCCAGAGAAAAAGGUGGAAUGGACAAGUGACACUGUGGACAAUGAACACAUGGGCCGCCGCUCAUCAAAAUGCUGCUGUAUUUAUGAGAAACCUCGGGCCUUUGGCGAGAGCUCCACAGAAAGUGAUGAGGAGGAAGAAGAGGGCUGUGGUCAUACACACUGUGUACGUGGCCACCGCAAAGGACGGCGUCGUGCAACCCUAGGACCAACCCCCACCACCCCUCCCCAGCCUCCUGACCCUUCCCAGCCCCCACCAGGGCCAAUGCAGCACUAAAUUCCUCUCUCCUCCACCAUUCCUGUGUCUGUCUGGCCCUGAAUGUAUCCAUGUGGCUACUUCUUCAGCCCCCUCCUUCCCUCUCUUCUGCCUGAUAGAGGAAAGAGGAAGAGGAGAGUGAACAGAGAUCCUGGAAUUCUGACUUGCUGCUAUUCCAACCCAGCCUCCUGGGUUCCCCUAGUCCUCAUUCUUCCUCCCAAUACCCACCCUUCUCUCUCAAGGGAUCUAGUCAGCUUGGUCCCAGUCUCUUCCUUUUGUUCUCACUGCCAAACUGCCUGUCCUGGGAUCUAGUUAUCUUGGCCCUGCAUGCUACAUGAGUAGCAAACACUUAAAUUGGGUUUUCAACAGUCCCAGCUUUCACUGCCAGGGUCCCAGUCAGAUUCCAGGAAUUUACACCCUAGCUUUGCUUGCUAAUCCUGGUUUAGAGCUAUCCUACUAAAAUAUUUAAUCUUAAUUCUUAGUCCUUGACUGUGAGAUAUGAGGUCUUACAGGAGACCUCAGAGCUCCCAGCCCUUCUCCUCCUGCUAACCCUCCUCACGCCCUGAAGAGGAGUUAGAAAAGAGGUCCUUGUCAUUCUCACCUCUUGCGGAAAAUGGAACAGGAAAUAAUCAUAUCCUUUCUUCCCACCCUUCUCCUAUGAUUUAGGAUUUCUGACAAAGAUGGCUUGAGAUUGGUCACUUAGAGCCAACUAUCUCCUCCGCCUUUUGUUUUUCAGCUUCAGAGACAGAUCCAAUAUAGUCCCAGGGACCUGAGUCUCUGGGAUAGGAAGGAAGAGGGAAGGAGCAAAGAGAUUGGGGUAUAUCCCCUUUACUACACUCUUACCUCUUACUUCCUAGACUUUGAUUUCUCUGCCAGCCCAGAUGUUCAGUUCUCUUGGCCCUCUCUACCCCUUACUGGGAUUUGGUUUUCAUUUUCCAGUCCUUUUGCCAUACACAGUUGCAGAGAUCAGUCAAAUCCAUACCACCACUGAGAUCUCAUUUAUUGCCACAGAUGCACAAAAUAAAUAACCCAAAAUCA
Messenger RNA from Rhinopithecus roxellana (golden snub-nosed monkey), 1779 nucleotides. It is a transcript of the gene PPP1R11, whose product is annotated as protein phosphatase 1 regulatory inhibitor subunit 11. The transcript has 4 exons. The coding region runs from base 406 to 762 and encodes 118 amino acids. Gene Ontology annotation, cellular component: nucleus. Gene Ontology annotation, molecular function: protein phosphatase 1 binding; protein serine/threonine phosphatase inhibitor activity. NCBI's taxonomy places the organism in Eukaryota, Metazoa, Chordata, Mammalia, Primates, Cercopithecidae. The record is from RefSeq and is a predicted model, not a curated record.